Conger conger (European conger) is the source of this 963-nucleotide messenger RNA. RefSeq names its product trace amine-associated receptor 1-like. Gene Ontology annotation, molecular function: trace-amine receptor activity. The coding region runs from base 1 to 963 and encodes 320 amino acids. The record is from RefSeq and is a predicted model, not a curated record. The transcript is spliced from 2 exons. NCBI's taxonomy places the organism in Eukaryota, Metazoa, Chordata, Actinopteri, Anguilliformes, Congridae. Gene Ontology annotation, cellular component: membrane. Gene Ontology annotation, biological process: adenylate cyclase-activating adrenergic receptor signaling pathway.
AUGAAUUUCAGCCAACCUGGAAUGAUUGAACAUUCAGACUUCUGUCACGAGUCUGUGAAUAGAUCUUGCCCAAAGAUCACAUACCCAACAGCGAUACGGAUUUCACUGUAUAUUUUCUGCAUCACCAUCAUUGUUCUAACCAUGUGUGGAAACCUCCUUGUCAUCAUUUCCAUCACUCAUUUCAAACAGCUCCACACUCCAACCAACUACCUCAUCCUCUCUCUGGCAGUGACUGACUUUCUUCUGGCAAUAGCCAUCAUGCCUGCUGGCAUGGUGCGUAUGAUUGAGACAUGCUGGUACUUUGGAGACAUGCUCUAUCGAUAUUAUGCAGUUUGCCAGCCACUCCACUACCGGACCAAGAUCACCACUUGUACUGCAGUGACCAUGAUCCUGAUCAGUUGGAACCUAUCGUUCAUAAUUGGGUUUGGAAUGAUAUUUAUGAAACUAAACAUUUGGGGUAUUGAAGAUUUUUACUACAAUAAUUUUCACUGUUUUGGAGGCUGUUUUAUUUUCAUGAGCAAGACAGCUGCUAUUAUAGGGUCACUUCUCUCUUUUUACAUACCAGGGUUCAUUAUGGUUACCAUCUAUCAGAAAAUCUUACACAUUGCACUGAAGCAAGCCCGCUCAAUUCACAGCACUGCAUGUCAGCACAUACAAACUGGACACAGCACAUCUUCAAGCAAAAUGGAGCAAAAGGCUACAAAGACUCUGGCCAUCGUAAUGGGGGUAUUCUUGACAUGCUGGUUACCCAUUUUUGUGUGUAACAUAAUUGAUCCAAUUAUUAAUUAUUCUGUUCCACCUGUUUUGUAUGAUGUAUUCUUCUGGAUUGGCUAUUUCAAUUCUACAAGUAAUCCUAUGGUUUAUGCUUUCUUUUACAGUCGGUUUAGGAAAGCCUUCAAAAUGAUAAUUUCUGGCAAAAUAUUCCAAGCUCAUUCCUCAAGAUCAAAACUAUCCACAGAAUGA